AUGACAAUGAUACUAUGUGUGGCUGAAAAGCCAUCCAUCUCCAAGGCUGUCGCCGGUCACCUCUCCGGCGGCCAGUUCCAAACGGUCCGUUUGAAGUUUCCAGACGUCGCUGCUGCUGUUGUCUCUAUUCAUUCAUUGGACAAGAAAGAAAUAGCCGAGAAUAUACAGCGUCAAGCUCGGUACGCCCGGGCUUUGUUCAUCUGGACAGAUUGCGACCGUGAGGGAGAACACAUUGGUAGUGAAAUACGAGAAGAAGCCAGGAAAGGCAAGCCUGGCAUUGAGGUCAAAAGAGCAAGAUUCAGCAACAUCGAGCGGGCGCACAUAUUGCAAGCUGCGAGAAACCCCGUCGACCUCGAUGACAUGCAGGUUGCUGCUGUAGCAGCGCGCAUUGAACUGGAUCUUCGAAUAGGCUAUGCCUUUACCAGGUUUCUGACUAUCAACCUGCGCUCCUUAAACGGCCCGCUAAAAGACCUCGUCUUGAGCUACGGAUCAUGUCAGUUCCCUACUCUUGGCUUUGUGGUUGACCGAUACUUUCGCGUCAAGAAUUUUGUCCCCGAGACUUUCUGGAGCAUCAAGCUGAGCAUCAACAAGGAUGGAAAGAAUGGAAACUUCACCUGGACCAGGGGGCGCCUUUUUGAUCGAGCGUCUGUAAUCAUACUCUACGAACGGUGCAUCGAGGCCAAGACUGCAACGGUCAUCAAAGUACAGGAGAAACCGACGAGAAAAUGGAAGCCGCUACCUUUGACCACAGUCGAGCUUCAAAAGAUGGCCACAAAGUUCAUCCGUAUAAGCGGUCAGCAAACUAUGGAAAUCGCAGAGAAACUCUACCAAAAGGGUUUCAUCAGCUACCCCAGAACCGAGACAGAUCGCUUCGACAAAGGGAUGAACCUGCGGACCCUGGUGCAAAAGCAGACCCAAGACAGUAGAUGGGGUCCUUUUGCUCAGGGUCUGGUCGAUGGCGGGUUCCAACAGCCUCGCAAUGGCCGACACGAUGACAAGGCGCAUCCUCCAAUCCACCCAAUCACCUAUGCAACCGGCACCGCCCUCAGCGAAAUCGGGGCCGAAGCAGGAAGGGUGUACGAACUUAUAGUGCGUCGGUUCCUUGCGUGUUGUUCAGAGGACGCUCAAGGUAUGGCUACGGACAUUGAUGUGACCUAUGGGCCCGAGACGUUCCACGCGCAUGGUGUUGUCGUCAUCCAGAGGAAUUAUCUUGACGUCUACCCUUAUGAAAACUGGAACAACUCAGCGGAGCUGCCCCGGCUCACCGUAGGCGAGCAGAUCAUCCCGGCCGAGGCGAUGAUGACUGAAGGCAAAACACAGGCGCCAAGCUAUCUCACCGAGGCUGACCUAAUUGCUCUCAUGGAUGCCAAUGGAAUUGGUACUGAUGCCACGAUGGCGGAGCAUAUUCAGACCAUUCAGACGAGACAGUACGCACGCACGACAGAACUACCGGGACGGAUUGCUCAAGCUGGCGAUGGAGCCAUGGACGAGGAGGAUGUAGCCGCACCAGCCGGAAGGGGAGGAAGGGGAGGACGGGGAGGACGGGGUCGAGGCCGAGGUCGCGGUGGCACACGAGGAAGAGGGGGCGGCGGUGCAACCAACAGUGGCGGUCGUGGUGGUGUGAAGGUCUUUGUCCCAACACAACUUGGUGUGGCAUUGAUUGAGGGGUUUGACCGAAUGAACUUCGAGAUGAGCCUUGGCAAGCCAUUCCUCAGACGAGAGAUGGAGGCCAAAAUGAAGGCAAUCUGUGAAGGUCAUGCAACUAAGGAGGGGGUUCUCGAGGAGAGUAUACGGCAAUAUCGUCACGUCUACAAUCUAUCGGCUGAUAAUCUCCACGUUUUGCGACAGGUGAGCUUGCAGACAAUAUCUGUUCAAUUGACAUUUGAGCAAUUUGUCCCGAUGGCGGGGGUAAGCAGGCGGCUGUCAUGCCACGCGGCAGCAAGUUACGGAAAAAGGACAUAUUUUGGCAAGCCGAGCUUGUACCCGAGACUCCGAAUGCGGCUAUGGCAUUCAUUCAUGUGCAGGCAUCAUUGGUGA
Molecule: messenger RNA, 2037 nt
Organism: Pyricularia pennisetigena
Lineage: Eukaryota; Fungi; Ascomycota; Sordariomycetes; Magnaporthales; Pyriculariaceae
Exons: 5
Coding region: 1-2037 (678 amino acids)
Biological process (GO): DNA topological change
Cellular component (GO): nucleus
Molecular function (GO): DNA binding; DNA topoisomerase type I (single strand cut, ATP-independent) activity
Source: RefSeq, a predicted model, not a curated record